GGAAGGGCAUUAGGUGCUAGGCUACUGGGUUGGGCCCUGUAAUACAUUGAUUACUUUCUUUGUUGCUGAUGAAUUUUGCAGUUUUGUUUUGAAAUUUACUUGAGCAUGUUUGGCACAUUGCUUUAUCUACAUGAGAAAGACAGUGUUAUUCCAAUUAAACCUGAAAAUUGGAAGUAGAUCAGCAUAUAUACCCCUUGUUUCAACUAUGUGUAUCAUAAUUAUUGUUGUAGGUUUUUCCUUGAUGAAAAUGAGCUGAGUUUAGCUCUCUAUAUUAUUCUUACCUGGAUUCUUUAUUUAGUACAUGUUCAGAUGAUGCUCAAAGUUACAGUUCAUAGUCUCGAGCCGUUUCUUUGCUUUGCAGAGAGGUAGGAUGAUUAAGUAAACUCUUUGAAGAUCAGGUACAAGAUACAUGCAGUGAUUUCAGUGAUCAAGAGGUCUGUGGGACCAAUGUCGUUAUUCUAAAAUUGUGCUCCCCACCAAAGUUUCUAAAAUCUGAUCAUACCAAAGGAAUUGGUGGAACUCCAUUUGAAGUUGAUGAGGAAGAUUGGCAAAUCCGUUACAGCAGACAGAUGGGAAAAAUAUUUGAUCAAGAUAUGCCAAGAAUUUAACAGCACCUGGGCUUGGGAGAUGGAGAAGAAGGGCUAUCUUGAAAUGAGUGUUGAAUGUAAAUUAGCACUCUUAAAGUAUCUCUGCGAGUGUCAGUUUGAUGACAAUCUUAAAUUCAAGAACAUUAUUAAUGAGGAGGAUGCUGAUACUAUGCGUCUCCAACCAAUUGGACGAGACAAAGAUGGCCUAAUGUACUGGUACCAGUUGGAUCAGGAUCACAAUGUCAGAAUGUACAUAGAAGAACAAGAUGAUCAAGAUGGCUCUUCAUGGAAAUGCAUUGUCAGAAAUCGAAAUGAAUUGGCUGAGACCCUUGCACUCCUGAAAGCGCAGAUUGAUCCUGUACUGUUGAAAAACUCUAGCCAGCAGGACACCUCUUCCCGGGAGAGUCCUAGCCUAGAGGAUGAGGAGACUAAAAAGGAGGAAGAAACACCUAAACAAGAGGAACAGAAGGAAGGCGGAAAGAUGAGAGGUGAAGAGCAGCCAGCGAAACCAGAAAACCAUCCUGCGGCCAAUAUUGUAGAGGAGACUACUGUGAAAAUAGAAAGGGAAGAUGAAAAAGAUCUUGUGAAACUGCCAGUUAUAGUCAAGCUAGAAAAAUCUCCUCCAGAAGUUGAAGAAAAAAAAAUGAUCAAAGAAGAAAGUGAUUCUUUCAAGGAAAAUGUCAAACCCAUUAAAGUUGAAAUAAAUGACUCCAGAGCAGACCCUAAGGAUACCAAAGGUAACCCAGAGAAGCUGGUGCCACAGGAGCCCGAGAGGUUCGAAUUCAGUUGUAACAUGAAGUGUUCUCAAGACAUUACAGAGAAAUCUCCUGAGGAGACAGAGAAGCUGAAAAAUGACCAGCAAGCCAAGAUACCACUAAAAAAAAGAGAAAUCAAGCUGAGUGAUGACUUUGACAGUCCAGUGAAAGGAACUUUGUGUAAAUCCGUUACUCCAACAAAAGAGUUUUUGAAAGAUGAAAUAAAACAGGAAGAGGAGACUUGUAAAAGGGUUUCUACAAUCACCACUCUGUGUCAUGAAGGGAAGCAAAUGGUAAAUGGAGAAGUGAGUGAUGAAAAGGUAACUGGAAAUGUUAAGGCAGAACACAUUGAAGCAAAGUUCUGUGAAACAAAGGAAGAUGUGCACAGUAGCCCUUCUAAGGACAAAAGUGUCAUGGAGGGAAAUGGAACAGAGACCCUAAGUUCUGUCAUCACCAAUAUGAAAACAGGAGAGCAAGAGAAAGAAGGGGCCCCUGCAGGGAAAGACACAGGAGGUGCCAUGGCAACCCCAGAGACCCAGAAUCAAAAAGGGCAAAUAAAAGAGCCUGGUCAGCCGGCAAUGGAAACCUCUCUUGAGUCUUCUGAGUUGGCAAAAGCUCUCUGUAUAACAGCUGCUGUAUCUACCACUGAGUCAUGUGCCACGAAAGUGGAAGACAGGUCUCCUAAGGCUAAGACAGAUACCCGUCCACCUGUCAUGGAGUGUCUUGAAAAGUCAGAGAAGUGCAAAAGGACUCUUUUUGAUAAGGAUUUGCAGAGACUGAGUCCUAUACCAGAGGAAGUUCCGAGGAGUACUCUAGAAUCAGAAAAACUGGGCUCUCCAGGGAAAGCUGAAACUUCACCAUCUAAGGCCACAUCGCACUGUGACCAAAUAGCCGUUGAAAAUCAACGGGCAGAAAGCCAGAAUACAAGUCCUGUUGGGGGUUAUUCUCUGGAAAAGACAGAUGCUCUUAAAGAGGAUUCAGAAUCCAUGAAGGUGGAAAUGGAUAAUCCAGACAAUGCCCAGACCUCUGGCAUAGAGGAGCCUUCUGAACCAAAAGGUUCUAUGCAGAAAAGCAAAUUCAAGUAUAAGUUGGUUCCUGAAGAAGAAAACAUUGCCACAGAAAAUACAGAGAUAACCUCUGAAAGGCAGAAAGAGGGCAUCAAGUUAACAAUUAGGAUAUCGAGUCGAAAGAAGAAGACGGAGUCUCCUCCCAAAAUUCUAGAACUAGGACAAAAGCAAGAGAAGACAGAAAAGGAGGAAGAGAAGACAAAUAUUGGUCGUACGUUAAGGAGAUCUCCAAGAAUAUCUAGGCCUACAGCAAAAGUGGCUGAAAUCAGAGACCAGAAAGCGGAUAAAAAAAGAGGGGAGGGAGAGGAUGAAGUAGAAGAAGAGUCAGCAGCUUCACAAAAAACAGACAGAAAAGAAAACCAGAAAAAAAUGGAGAAAGAUACACAUUCUAAAAUAAGCAAGGUAAAACCCAAAGGCAAAGUUCGAUGGACUGGUUCUCGAACACGCGGCAGGUGGAAAUACUCCAGUAAUGAUGAGAGUGAAGGGUCUGACAGUGAAAAGUCAUCUGCAGCUUCAGAAGAGGAAGAGGAGAAGGGGAGUGAAGAAGCCAUUGUUGCAGAUGAUGAUGAACCUUGCAAAAAGUGUGGCCUCCCAAACCAUCCUGAACUCAUCCUCCUGUGUGACUCCUGUGACAGUGGAUACCACACUGCUUGUCUUCGCCCUCCUCUGAUGAUCAUCCCUGACGGAGAGUGGUUCUGCCCGCCUUGCCAACAUAAACUCUUGUGUGAAAAAUUAGAGGAACAGUUGCAAGAUUUGGAUGUGGCCUUAAAGAAGAAGGAGCGUGCUGAACGAAGGAAAGAACGCUUGGUGUAUGUUGGUAUCAGUAUUGAAAACAUCAUUCCUCCACAGGAACCGGAUUUUUCCGAAGAUCAAGAAGAAAAGAAAAAAGAUUCUAAAAAGACCAAAGUUAACUUACUGGAAAGGAGAUCAACAAGAACACGGAAAUGUAUUAGUUACAGGUUCGAUGAGUUUGAUGAAGCAAUUGAUGAAGCUAUAGAAGAUGAUAUCAAAGAGGCUGAUGGAGGAGGAGUUGGCCGAGGAAAAGAUAUAUCUACCAUUACAGGUCACCGUGGUAAAGACAUUUCUACAAUUUUGGAUGAAGAAAGAAAAGAAAAUAAGCGACCCCAGAGGGCAGCAGCUGCUCGACGGAAGAAACGCCGGCGACUGAACGAUCUGGACAGCGACAGCAACCUGGAUGAAGAGGAGAGUGAGGAUGAAUUCAAGAUCAGUGACGGAUCUCAAGAUGAGUUUGUUGUGUCUGAUGAAAACCCAGAUGAAAGUGAGGAAGACCCACCAUCUAAUGAUGACAGUGACACUGAUUUCUGCAGCCGCAGACUGAGGAGACACUCCUCACGGCCAAUGAGGCAAAGUAGGCGCUUGCGGAGAAAGAUCCCAAAGAAAAAAUACUCUGAUGAUGAUGAAGAGGAGGAAUCUGAGGAGAACAGUAGAGACUCUGAAAGUGACUUUAGCGACGAUUUUAGUGAUGAUUUUGUAGAAACUCGGCGAAGGCGGUCAAGGAGGAACCAGAAGAGACAAAUUAACUAUAAAGAAGAUUCAGAAAGUGAUGGUUCCCAGAAAAGUAUACGACGUGGCAAAGAAAUCAGACGAAUUCACAAACGCCGGCUUUCCACUUCAGAAAGUGAAGAGAGCUAUAUGUCCAAGAACUCAGAAGAUGAUGAGCUAGCUAAAGGAUCAAAGCGCUCAGCUCGAAAGCGAGGCCGAAGUACAGAUGAGUAUUCCGAAGCAGAGGAAGACGAGGAAGAGGAAGGCAAACCAUCCCGCAAACGGCUGCACAGGAUUGAGACAGAUGAGGAGGAGAAUUGUGACAAUGCUCCUGGAGCUGUCGAGCCUCCUGCCCGCGAUGGCCAGUCCAGGAUCCUUCCCUCAGAGCACGAGAGCACCAAGAAGCCCUACCGGAUAGAAAGUGACGGGGAAGAGGACUUCGAAAACGUGGGCAAAGUGGGGAGCCCACUGGACUACAGCUUAGUGGACUUGCCUUCCACUAAUGGACAGAGUCCUGGCAAAGCCAUUGAGAACUUGAUUGGUAAGCCAGCUGAGAAGCCUCUGACCCCCAAGGACAACAGCACAGCCAGUGCAAGCCUAGCCCCCAAUGGGACGAGUGGAGGGCAGGAGGCAGGGGCCCCGGAGGAGGAAGAAGAUGAGCUGUUGAGAGUGACUGACCUUGUUGAUUAUGUCUGUAACAGUGAACAGUUAUAAGACUUUUUUUUUCCAUUUUUAUGCUAAUUUAUUCCAUGGUAGCUCUCACACCAGCGGGCCAGUUAUUCAAAGCUGUUUAAUUUUCCUAGAAAACUCCUACAGAAUGACUUUUUAGAAGAAAAAUUUCAACAGACCUUGGAUUCUUUCUGUGAAAUGACCAGUUUCAAACUUUGAAGAUAAUUGCUGUAAAUUCCUUUUGAUUUUCUUUUUCCAAGUUCAUGGUCCUUGGUAAUUUCACUCAUGAAAAAAAAAUCUUAUUAUAAUAACAACAAAGAUUUGUAUAUUUUUGACUUUGUAUUUCCUGAGCUGUCCUGACUUUGUGGGGGAAAAAAAAAGGUGGAUAAGAAUGCAUUCCAAACCUGUGAGGGCCCAAAAUCGAAUUUAGGGGUGGGAGAAAGCACUUGUGCUUUAGCUUUUUCAUAUUAAAUAUAUAUUCUAUUUAAGCAUUCAUGGCAUAGGUGAUAGUGAACAGACUGAUCAAAAGUUCAAGUCUGUACUGUUGAGAAUUGUAGAUAACAUUCAUACAUAAGUCAUUUAGUAACAGCCUUCGUGAAAUCAACUUGUUUACUAUUGGAGAUAACCACGCUUAAUAAAGAAGAGACCAUGAAAGACCAUCAUUAAAAAAAACAAAACACCUUUAACCUAAGUUUCUGUUAUAGUGGAGUUUCUUGUUUUGUUUUGUCUUGUUUUAAUCAUCUGAAAAGCGUUUGUAUAGUAAAAUGUAUAAUGAAGCUUUGACAACCACAUUGCGCUAGGAACAAAUAUUUUAAAAAUAGCUUUAUGCUGUGGUUAUCUGGUGGCCUUGAACAUACUAUAUCUGAUGGAGAGUUAUUAGUAAAAUGACUGCGGUCCUCCAUAAGACUCAGAUGGAAUGUAAACUUCGCCUACAUUGUAACUCUUGUCUUCUGGCCACUUGAUGUUUAAAUAUCUUGUGUGUCAUUUUCGAAGAAAUACAUCUAUGUAUAAAAUACAAGAAAAGAUGCUAAGCUGACAAUGGUAUUUUAGCACAUUUCAAGAUGGGGAAGGGAUUUUCAGGUGAAUUUUAACUGGUCUGUUCUUGCCCUUGGUAUCUACUUCAAAUUGAAGUCUACAAACAAAGCAGUUCCUUUGGGAGGUUUUUAGUUUGUCUAUGUGUGUGUGUGUGUGUGAGUUGUGUGCGUGUGCAUCUCUGUGUGUUGGAAUUUCCUAUCUGCCUGGAUAUAUUAGCAGGGUUUGAAUGUAGAUUUUGGCCUUUGGCCAUUAGACUUCUAUUAAAAUUCUUUAAUAAUCACAUAACCAACAUAGAGAUGAGUGAGAACUGCUAAUAUGCUUCAUAGGCACCACAUCCAUUUAAAAUAUCUCAAUAAUUUAAUGAAAAAGAAGCCUUUGUUUCCAGAAAAGGUGGUUUGUAACUAACUAAAUACUUAACACAUGAUAUGGACACUAAAAUGUGAGCUUUGUCUUACUUAGUUUGUCUUACUUAGUUUCUGUUACAGCUGUAAAAUUUGGGGCAGAACCAAACAUUGUAUAGAGUGUAGCACUUGCAUUCAACCUUUCCUGUCCAAAUCUGAAACCUUCAACUAGUACUUCUGUGAAUACCUUUGCCCUGGGGUUUGGGGUUUUCUGUUCCAGUGUUGUGUCUGUUGCCGGCAAUGGACACAACUGUAUCUGCUGCUGGCCCAAGGAACUUCAUUGAGUUUUCUUCCCAAAUUAUACAUUAUAUGUGCUAGUUUGUGUAUAGGAAAGCACUUCUCUUUUUUAUUAUUAAAAAGCUGGCAUUAGAUAUACAUUAUAAAUACCUCUGUAAAAACUUUAUGCUACUCCUUUUUCUUCCUCAAGAGGUUUUGCCCUUAAAUCAUAUAUUUUGGCCUUGAAAGUUUAUAGCUGUUGUUUUUCAGUCAUCAUGGGUUGUUGUUUAGCUUUAGUUUUGUAGUUAUCCAUCCACUUAUAUUUUUUGCUUUGACUCUAGCAAUGUGUAUGUGCUUGCAUAAAAAAAAAAUAAUGAAAGCAGCCUAGAAACAGAAUGCACUGAUAGCAAGUGGUUCCAAGCAAGUUAUGAAUUUUUGUGUUUGUUUUGAGAUAAUGUUCCACUGGAAGGGAGAGGAAGCAGUUUCAGAGACGGUGAAGCAGGCCUGUGAGAGGAGGAGCCUCCAUUCCAGCUAGGUUUUUUGUUUGUUUGUUUUAAGCUAAAACUUUUAACUAUCUACAACAGACAAGCAGUACAAAAGAUUCCUACUAGUGCAAGGUAAGUGGUUCAUACAUGCAGGCGGUCCUUCCUGCUACCCAGUCUCCCUCUCACAUUUUUAAACCUGCAGUUGGGUACAUCCACUAUCAAGUAGCAGCUCCCCCAUGUGCCCUGUCUCUACCUCUAGACACACCAGCUCCUACUUCCAUCUGUUAGUGCUAUUCCUCAUUUAAGCAGGUUAUCACUAAGAUUAGUGGGUAGAUAUUUACUUUUACAACACUCCUAGUGUGAAACAGUUCUUUGUACUCUUCUGCUAUAGAAAGUCCCAGGUAAUUUUUUUUUUUUAACAGUGAAGACUGCGUAUUCCAUUUAGCAUAUGUCCUGCUGCCAUGGGACAUCCUAUGCUGCUAUUUAUCAGAGUUGAGAUGAAGUGUCAGCUUCAAUGGGUAUAUUCCUUUCAGCGUUACAGUGUGAUAAAACUGGUUAACCAUGGUCCAUCUACCACAGUUGUAAUGCAGCAGCUGAUAUGUAAAGUGAUUACUAUGCAAGUCAGUGGAUUGUAGCUGAUUAAACUUUGGAGAGUUAGAAAGUAGUUGUGCUGCUUGGCAUUUAGAUUGAGUUUCAGAGUGUCCACUGAAAUACUCUCUGAGAAAGUUUUAGAUAAGAAUCAUUACAAGAAAACAUAAAUAUUUCCCUAUCUGAAAGAGAAUACAAUCAUUAGGAACUGGGAUCCUUAUUAGAGCAUUAGCCAUGGACUUAGACUGUCAGUAGCUCCUUGUAUAUGAUUGAGCCCAUUAAUAAUUUAUGCCCCCUUUGUUCGAAAUACAAGUUGGACUCUUAUCAUGCUCUGUAUUUUACAACAGAUGUAUUAAGGGGAAAUGUAGUUUAGUAGUCAGAAGUUUCAAUUUCUGUAAAGCUUUGAAAACUAGCCCAAAUUUUUACUGUGCAGAAGCUUUGUAUUAAAAUACAUGUGAAAAGGAUUCAGAUAAAGUAUAUGUUUUGGUUUUGUGCAUUUGCGCUGAUCAAAGAGUGUUUGGUGUAAAACUUUUUAAAUUGUUUUAAUUACUAAAAAAUGGUGACAGAGGGAUUUUCAACAACAUGCAUGAUGCUUUGAAGUUCUGCUUCCUUGACACCCUUUCCAGCUGGUCAAUGUUAACAGCUUCAGAGGGUAAAGGCUUGCAUUCAUGCCUGCUGGAAAUCUAACAAACAAGCAAAAAAAGCAGGGCGACUGCCAAAGAAUUAAGAAGUUCACAUGCUAAUGAAGUUAGUGAAAAAGCAUUUUAAAAAUUAGUUUUAAAAGGAUAUUACACACUGUCCAGAUUUCAUUUUUUCAUUGAUGGUAUUAUAUCAUAAUAAGAUACUAUGCCAUGCCAUAUUAAGGCGUUUAAGCAAAGUGCAUAUAUCGUAAAAUAUGGACAUUUAUUUAAAAUCAUGGGGAAAUGUUAGCUAUUUUUAAUUAGUAUUGAUGGAAUUUCCUUUGGGGGAAUGCAUUUUUAGUUCGUUUUUGUGAACAUAAGAGAUGUUAAGCAUCCACUAGUUUGUUCUACCUGACAGCUACUAACAACUUAACGAGUCUACAAUUUUGUGUUUAGAAAAACACGUGAAAUCCAUUCUUCACCAGUGGAAUAGGUCCAUAAUGCAGACUGUUUCCUCACAGAUAUCAUAGAACAAAUAUUCAAAGGUCACAUCUUAAAAAGAUAUUUUAGGUAUUAGAAUAAUUAAAAAUCAAUCCAUCAUGCAUUGUAACAUACAGAAAAUGAGGAAAGUCUAGAGAGCAAUAGUUUCUCUUGUUUGACACUUUGAUAUUAAAUACCAGAUUGUCCAGGAAACAGAAUAUGCAUAGUCUGCCCAGAUACUAUAAUCAACCUCAUCCUCCCCUGUUCAACAUGAUUCAUUAUUACUAAACAUCCUUAGAAUAUAGCUCAUUCCUGUUUUAUCCACCAUUCCCUGUGUGUACUUGUAAACUCACCAUGGAAAUGGUAAGCUGAUUUCUUUCUCAUUGUUUCUAUAGCAAUCCCAAAGGGCCAUUGUUAUUAAUGUGUUUAAACUGGAUUAUUGUUCUUACCUGUUAACAUAAUGAUUUGCUUCAAAAUAUUUUACUCCAAUUUAAAUUUUCUAAUUAUUUGGGUGCCAAGAACUUCUCAGUAAGUCUGCAGAUACGCUGAAGGUAGAUCAUUCCUAAGUAAGCAAGCAAUUGUAAGCCAAACUAUAGAAAGCUGGGUGUAGCCACUGUAGAUUGUAUAUUCAAUGCUGUUUUUUUUUUACUCACCCCAUUCCUCUAAGAAGUUUCGAGUAGAAUCUCCUUAGUGGAAUUUUGAAAUUUUGAUCAUAUAAACUGAAUUUUUUUUCCAUUUUAUAUUUAAACCACUUUGGGAAAUGCUAUAAGUCCAAUUCUGGCACAUUAUAAUAAUGGCUUCAAUUAAUAAAGAUGUUAUUUUUACUUUAGUAACUUUAAGAUGUCUAUCUUAUAUGUAAGUUAUAUAAGACUGCAUAACAAAUUAUUAGAGUAGAAAUUUAUGGAACUCUUAGACGUUUGAAUGAGAAACAUUUUUAAAGGAACUACAAUUGUGUUUUUUGCCAAACCGGUACAAGCUAGAAAAUGUGCUAAGAACUGAAUAAUCUGCCUUGUUCUUUUUGCCACUGGAUGAUGUAAGUUGAGAACGGAAUUGUUAACCCUAACUAUGUUUUCUUGACUUUCAUCGGUUUCUAAAAAAAAAUCUAAUUUAUGUGUUUUGGAGUCUUGUUUGAUCUGUAUUUAUUGAAUUCUGGUCACACACCAGAAGUCUGCAUGUUACGCUUAUGGACAGCCAGAACACACUCAUGGGGGAACUUAAUGGCUCAAGAUUUUCUGAAUCAUUUAACUUAUUUUGUAUGUAGCAAAAAAAAAAAAUUAUUUUGCUUGAGAGUCACCUUUUUUUUUUAUAACUGUACAGCUCUUAAGGGAUGGAAAGUGGGAAAAUACCCUAAAAUAGGAUGUAGAUUUUUACAAUUGUGUUUCUGCUAGAACAUCUACAGGUGCAUUAUGUAAUUAAACUUAAAAUUGUUUAA
Messenger RNA from Ochotona curzoniae (black-lipped pika), 9838 nucleotides. It is a transcript of the gene RSF1, whose product is annotated as remodeling and spacing factor 1. Gene Ontology annotation, biological process: regulation of DNA-templated transcription. The record is from RefSeq and is a predicted model, not a curated record. The transcript is spliced from 16 exons. Lineage: Eukaryota; Metazoa; Chordata; Mammalia; Lagomorpha; Ochotonidae. Gene Ontology annotation, cellular component: RSF complex. Bases 535 to 4626 code for a protein of 1363 amino acids.